Messenger RNA from Glycine soja, 1982 nucleotides. RefSeq names its product berberine bridge enzyme-like 8. The record is from RefSeq and is a predicted model, not a curated record. NCBI's taxonomy places the organism in Eukaryota, Viridiplantae, Streptophyta, Magnoliopsida, Fabales, Fabaceae. Gene Ontology annotation, molecular function: oxidoreductase activity; FAD binding. The transcript has a single exon. Bases 132 to 1739 code for a protein of 535 amino acids.
UUGAGAUAUUGCUUACUUUUUAUCUCUAGUGUUUCCUCCAUGUUAUCCUUCACGCGUAACCCGGAAGAAGAUCUAUCUAUGGACAACUGAAUCAAGCAACCUCUGAAAUUUGAAUCCGUCCAUGCCUAUAGAUGUCUGCGAUUGCGAUCUUACCCUUUCUACUCCACGUUCUAAUGGCUGCUUCAGAAUCAGAACCUUUUCAAGACAGUAUUCUCCAGUGCCUCUCUCUCUAUUCUGACCCCUCUCUUCCAAAUCCAAUCUCUGCUGUCACCUAUUUCCCCAACAGCCCCUCAUACCCUCCCAUCUUAGACUCCUACAUCAGAAACCUCAGAUUCAGUUCCUCCACAACUCCAAAACCAUCCUUCAUAGUGGCACCAACCCACGUGUCCCACAUCCAGGCCUCCAUCAUCUGCUGCAAAAGCUUCAACCUUGAGAUCAGAAUCAGAAGUGGGGGCCACGACUACGAUGGCCUCUCCUACGUUUCAGAAGCCCCAUUUGUUAUUCUUGACAUGUUUAUGCUCAGAUCAGUCAAAGUCAACUUGGAUGAUGAUGAUGACACUGCGUGGGUUGACUCGGGGUCAACGAUUGGUGAACUCUAUCAUGCGAUCGCUGAGAGGAGCAAGAUCCAUGCUUUCCCAGCUGGGGUGUGUCACAGUGUUGGUGUUGGAGGACAUUUCAGUGGAGGAGGCUAUGGGAACAUGAUGAGAAUGUUUGGUCUCUCUGUGGAUCAUGUUUUGGAUGCAAUAAUUGUGGAUGCUCAAGGUAGAGUCUUGGAUAGGAAGUUAAUGGGGGAAGAUCUUUUCUGGGCUAUUAGAGGAGGUGGGGGAGCUAGCUUUGGAGUCGUUGUGUCGUGGAAAAUUAGGUUAGUUCCUGUUCCUGAGGUUGUCACUGUUUUCAGAGUUGAAAGAACAUUGGAACAAGGUGCCACUGAUGUUGUUCAUAAGUGGCAGUAUGUUGCUGAUAAGUUACAUGAUGGCUUGUUUAUUAGAGUGGUUCUUAGUUCUGUCAAAAGAAAGGGUGUGAAGACAAUAAGAGCCAAGUUCAAUGCCUUGUUCCUUGGAAAUUCACAAGAGUUGCUUGGUGUGAUGAAUAAGAGCUUCCCUGAACUUGGUUUGGUUGCUGAACAGUGCAUUGAAAUGAGUUGGAUCGAUUCGGUGUUGUUUUGGGACAACUAUCCAGUGGGGACUUCGGUUGAUGUUUUGCUUCAAAGGCAUAAUACACAGGAGAAAUACUUGAAGAAGAAAUCAGAUUAUGUGCAGCAACCAAUUUCCAAAACUGGCCUUGAAGGUAUAUGGAACAAGAUGAUGGAGCUAGAAAAACCUGCUCUUGCAUUGAAUCCCUAUGGUGGGAAAAUGGGUGAGAUUUCUGAGGUGGAAACACCGUUUCCACAUAGAGCUGGUAACAUUUAUAAAAUUCAGUACUCAGUGACUUGGAAAGAGGAGGGUGAAGAUGUUGCUAACAGAUAUCUAGAUCGGAUUCGGAGGCUCUAUGAUUAUAUGACACCUUAUGUGUCAAGUUCACCUAGAAGUUCAUAUAUCAACUAUAGAGACGUUGAUAUAGGUGUCAAUGGACCUGGAAAUGCUAGUUAUGCAGAGGCUAGAGUCUGGGGUGAGAAGUAUUUCAAAAGAAACUAUGAUAGACUGGUAGAGGUAAAGACCAAGGUUGAUCCAAGCAAUUUUUUCAGAUAUGAACAAAGUAUUCCAUCACUUGCAUCUGGUCUAAGCAUAAUGUCAGAAUAGAAGAUGCCUUCAAGAUGUAUAAAAUAAAAGGUUUGAUUCAGGACAAAAAGUUAUCUAGAAGCAACCAUGUCUUGGAAAACCAGUUCAGACUUACGUACAAGUGUGCCAUAAAAUUUGAUUGGUUAGAGAAUUAUUUGUUGUGCAAUUGUAUUUUCCCUUAUUAAGGGACUUUUUUUAACUUCAAUUCUAUACUAAGAUUGCUGCUAUAUUAAGAAAAAUGAUUGUUUAAUUUAAUUUAUUGAA